CUGGAAGUAGCUGUUGUAGACAAUUCCCGCAGACUGACUGCAACUUGCGAUGGGUUGCGACGGUGGAACUAUUCCUAAGAGGCACGAACUGGUGAAGGGGCCAAAGAAGGUUGAGAAGGUUGACAAAAAUGCUGAAUUAGUCGCCCAGUGGAAUUAUUGUACUCUAAGUCAAGAAAUAUUAAGGCGACCAAUAGUUGCCUGUGAAUUGGGAAGACUUUAUAACAAAGAUGCUGUCAUUGAAUUUCUUCUGGAUAAAUCCUCUGAAAAGGCUCUUGGAAAAGCAGCAUCUCACAUUAAAAGCAUUAAGAAUGUGACAGAACUGAGGCUUUCUGAUAAUCCUGCCUGGGAAGGGGAUAAAGGAAACACAAAAGGUGACAAGCAUGAUGACCUUCAGCGAGCACGUUUUAUCUGCCCAGUUGUGGGCCUGGAGAUGAAUGGCCGACACAGG
Erinaceus europaeus (western European hedgehog) is the source of this 448-nucleotide messenger RNA. RefSeq names its product replication termination factor 2. The transcript is spliced from 2 exons. The annotation marks the transcript as partial. The record is from RefSeq and is a predicted model, not a curated record. Gene Ontology annotation, biological process: site-specific DNA replication termination at RTS1 barrier; mitotic DNA replication termination. NCBI's taxonomy places the organism in Eukaryota, Metazoa, Chordata, Mammalia, Eulipotyphla, Erinaceidae. Gene Ontology annotation, cellular component: nucleus.